Molecule: messenger RNA, 714 nt
Organism: Haliotis rubra (blacklip abalone)
Lineage: Eukaryota; Metazoa; Mollusca; Gastropoda; Lepetellida; Haliotidae
Product: classical arabinogalactan protein 9-like
Exons: 1
Coding region: 1-714 (237 amino acids)
Source: RefSeq, a predicted model, not a curated record
AUGGCAAUUUAUAUACGCUUGCAUAUUCAUGCAACCCCACUGCUGAAACCCCACCACCAGCAACCUUCAUCCAGCCCACUGCUGACACCCCACCACCAACAACCUUCAUCCACCCCACUGCUGACACCCCACCACCAACAACCUUCAUCCAGCCCACUGCUGACACCCCACCACCAACAACCUUCAUCCACCUCACUGCUGACACCCCACCACCAGCAACCUUCAUCCACCCCACUGCUGACACCCCACCACCAACAACCUUCAUCCACCCCACUGCUGACACCCCACCACCAGCAACCUUCAUCCACCCCACUGCUGACACCCCACCACCAACAACCUUUAUCCACCCCACUGCUGACACCCCACCUACCAACAACCUUCAUCCAGCCCACUGCUGACACCCCACCACCAGCAACCUUCAUCAACCCCACUGCUGACACCCCACCACCAGCAACCUUUAUCCAGCCCACUGCUGACACCCCACCACCAACAACCUUUAUCCACCCCACUGCUGACACCCCACCACCACAACAACCUGACACCCUUGUUCACCCCAUCCAGCCCACUGCUGACACCCCACCACCAACAACCUUCAUCCACCCCACUGCUGACACCCCACCACCAACAACCUUCAUCCAGCCCACUGCUGACACCCCACCACCAACAACCUUCAUCCACCCCACUGCUGACACCCCACCACCAGCAACCUACUAA